CUCGCACCGGCUGACGUGGGUGUGGGAUUGACAGCCAGCCAGUACAGCUUCUAGCUAGCUUACACCGUGGUUUUUAAAUCAACCAGAUAAGCUAACCUGGACUGUUGCUUAGGAUGCGACAAUCAUAGCCCAACAUAUUUUAACAUUUAAAUAGGAAAUCCGCUGUACCAAAGUAGACGAGGGGUGCAGCUGCGAGCGAGCGAGCAAGCGAGCGAGCGAGCGAGCGAUAGAGUGAGUGAGUGUGUGAACGAGAAGGAAAGAGAGAGAGAGAGAGAGACAGAGGGAGGGAGUGGUCGUCAUGGCAGCAGAUCAGCAGAGGCAACGUUCCCUCUCUACAUCUGGAGAUUCACUCUACCUGGUCCUGGGGGUUGACAAGAACGCCACGCCUGAGGAUAUCAAGAAAUCCUACAGGAAGCUGGCUCUGAAGUUCCACCCAGACAAGAACCCAGACAAUCCUGAGGCGGCUGAGAAGUUCAAGGAAAUCAACAAUGCCCACGCCAUCCUGAACGACUGCACCAAGAGGAACAUCUAUGACAAGUAUGGCUCCCUGGGACUCUACGUGGCUGAGCAGUUUGGGGAGGAGAACGUCAACACCUACUUCGUCCUCUCCUCCUGGUGGGCUAAGGGCCUGUUCAUCUUCUGUGGCCUGGCCACAGGCUGUUACUUCUGCUGCUGUCUGUGCUGCUGUUGUAACUGCUGCUGUGGGAAGUGUAAACCGCGGCCCCCCGCGGACCAGGAGCCCGAGUUCUACGUCUCCCCUGAGGACCUGGAGGCACAGCUUCAGUCCGAUGAGAGAGACGGUGUUGGUGACCCUGUUAUGACGCAGCCUUCCGGAACAGAAACCACCAGGCUCACGUCAGAUAGCCACUCCAGCUACCGGACCGACACUGGAUACAACUAGACCCCCGAAAUCAACACCCUGUACCCCUACUUCCCUGUCCUUCCACCCUUUGGUCCCGGCAGUCACUCCCGGCUACCUGACUGGCACUGGAACUAGAGCCCCCCCCGAUGCACCUCAUUGUACCUCUGACCCCUCUGCACCCUUCAGCUCCGCAAACACUCUCCCCCCCCCCC
Molecule: messenger RNA, 1074 nt
Organism: Esox lucius (northern pike)
Lineage: Eukaryota; Metazoa; Chordata; Actinopteri; Esociformes; Esocidae
Product: dnaJ homolog subfamily C member 5
Exons: 5
Coding region: 299-901 (200 amino acids)
Biological process (GO): regulation of synaptic vesicle cycle
Cellular component (GO): membrane; intracellular membrane-bounded organelle; presynapse
Source: RefSeq, a predicted model, not a curated record